Molecule: messenger RNA, 624 nt
Organism: Pimephales promelas (fathead minnow)
Lineage: Eukaryota; Metazoa; Chordata; Actinopteri; Cypriniformes; Leuciscidae
Gene: smim20
Product: small integral membrane protein 20
Biological process (GO): mitochondrial respiratory chain complex IV assembly
Cellular component (GO): mitochondrial inner membrane
Source: RefSeq, a predicted model, not a curated record
UAUGAACUUCAACCCGGAAAAGCUAGAUUGAGUUGAUUUUUGUCCUCGGAUGAGGUGAAUCUGUCAAAAUCAUGUCCACAAAUAAGAGGAUAACGCUUAUAUUCGGAGGCUUUAUUGCAGCUGUUGCUGUGGCUUUUUAUCCGAUAUUUUUCCAUCCUCUCACUCACUCUGAAGACUACAAGCAGGUCCAGAAGACAAAUCGAUCUGGAGUCAAUCAAGCAGAUGUGCAGCCUGUUGGUGUGAAGAUCUGGUCUGAUCCCUACAAGCCAAAAUCAUGAUUCCAGUGAUUCAUGUGUCUAUGAAAAUUGAAUGAAUAUACAUGAGGACUGAUGUGUAACUCAGUUUGGGGGAUUGUGUAUUUGUGAAACACUUACAAUAGCUAUUUGCCACCAUGAUAAUGAGGCUUUAAGUGUGUGUGUGUGUGUGUGUGUGUUUUGUGUGGGAAUGGGAUUGAAGCUAGAAUGACUGAUCAACAACCUAAAAAUGUUUUGCUUUGUUAGUCAGCACUUAAAAUAUUAUAUUCAUGAAUCACUUUAAUGAGUUGUGUUAAUUAAUUCUGGUGUAUGUACAGAGUUACAUAAUGUUCUUCUAUAUCUAUUACGAAUAAAAUAUAUUAGAACUGUA